This is a messenger RNA of Hyposmocoma kahamanoa, 4721 nucleotides long. RefSeq names its product gamma-aminobutyric acid type B receptor subunit 2 (gene GABA-B-R2). Gene Ontology annotation, biological process: gamma-aminobutyric acid signaling pathway; G protein-coupled receptor signaling pathway. Bases 63 to 4271 code for a protein of 1402 amino acids. NCBI's taxonomy places the organism in Eukaryota, Metazoa, Arthropoda, Insecta, Lepidoptera, Cosmopterigidae. The transcript has 32 exons. The record is from RefSeq and is a predicted model, not a curated record. Gene Ontology annotation, molecular function: G protein-coupled GABA receptor activity. Gene Ontology annotation, cellular component: membrane; G protein-coupled receptor heterodimeric complex.
AUUGCGCCCAGCACAUGGCUUACGUGAAAUUCAUUCGUCGAUUUUGGUGAUAAUUCUCCACCAUGUCAGCACUACUCCUCUUCGCGAUCAGCACUGUCAGCAGCCUGAGCAGCAUCAGUACCGCGCUACCGCAGAAGCCUAACCUGGAUGUCAUACUCAACAGAAGGACCGAUGUCUACAUCGCUGGCUUCUUUCCAUUCGGGAAAGGAGUCGAGAAUUCCAAUACUGUAGGUCGCGGGGUGAUGCCGAGUGUGAAGCUGGCGCUAGACCACGUCAACGAGCACGAUGCUGUGCUCAGGAACUACCGGCUACAUAUGUGGUGGAAUGAUACUGAAUGUAACGCAGCAGUAGGUGUGAAGUCGUUCUUCGACAUGAUGCACAGCGGACCACACAAGUUGAUGCUGUUCGGUGCUGCGUGCACACACGUGACUGAUCCUAUCGCGAAGGCAUCCAAGCAUUGGCAUCUUACGCAGUUAUCAUACGCAGACACGCAUCCUAUGUUUACAAAGGAGGCAUUCCCUAACUUCUUUCGCAUCGUGCCAUCGGAAAACGCCUUCAACGCGCCGAGAAUCCGGCUGCUACAGCAUUUCAACUGGACCAGGGUUGGAACUAUCUAUCAAAACGAGCCGAGAUAUGCUUUGGCCCAUAACCGUCUAGUAGCGGAAUUAGAUACAGCAGGUUUCGACAUAGCGGAAACCCAGAGCUUCGCCACAGAAGUCAGGACUGCAUUGACCAAGCUCAAGGAGAAGGACAUCAGGAUCAUUCUGGGGAAUUUCAACGAGACUUGGGCUAUUAAGAUCUUCUGUGAGGCUUACCAGCUAGAAAUGUACGGGAGAGCAUACACAUGGCUCCUGCAAGGCACUUACAGCGAAAAGUGGUGGUUACGUCGAGCUCCCUGCUCGAAGAAAGAUCUUUCCACGUCUUUGGACACUGCCAUACUGACGGAUCUUCUACCUUUGUCUACCACAGGGGAGACUACUGUUUCCGGAAUAACAGCGAAAGAUUAUCAAAUCGAAUACGAUCGAAGAAGAGGCAUCGAAUAUUCUAGAUUUCAUGGUUACACUUAUGAUGGAAUUUGGGCAAUGGCCCUAGCCAUACAGACCGUCGCACAACGAGUGAAGUUAAAGCACAAGGAGAAGACUGUACAGGACUUCCGAUAUCGAGAUAAAGAGUGGGAACAGUUAUUCUUGGAUGCUUUGAGCAAUGUGUCCUUUGAGGGAGUCACGGGACCUGUACGUUUCUAUGACAACGAGCGCAAAGCGUCUAUUCUACUGAAACAGUUUCAAGGAGACCAUGUGGGAGAAGUAAAAGUGGGAGAGUAUUGCGCUGAAAGAGACCACCUGGAUCUUACCAUCGGCGAAAAUUUUAAAUGGAUUGGAAAGAAUCCGCCAAAAGAUCGCACAUUGCGUCUCAUCGAACACACACAAGUGAAUAUUACCAUUUACUCUGUAUUAGUUUCCUGUUCCAUUUUAGGGAUAUUACUCGCAACCGGGUUUUUGGCUAUGAACAUACACUAUAGGAAUCAAAGGUAUAUAAAGAUGUCAUCGCCGCAUUUGAAUAACCUGAUCAUCAUUGGCUGCAUGCUCACGUACUUGAGCGUCAUCUUCCUUGGCCUUGACUCCAGUCUCAGCAGCAUCGGUCUUUCUCAGGAAACAGAGCGUGGAGCUGCUUUCCCGUACAUCUGCACAGCGAGAGCCUGGCUUCUGAUGGCCGGCUUCAGCUUGGCCUUUGGCGCUAUGUUUUCCAAGACUUGGCGAGUUCAUUCAAUCUUCACCGACGUUAAGUUGAACAAAAAGGUCAUCAAAGACUAUCAGCUUUUUAUGGUGGUGGGCGUGCUGUUAUGCGUUGAUCUUGCCAUCAUGACUACUUGGCAGGUCUCUGAUCCAUUCUACAGAGCUACCAAACAACUAGAACCUUAUCCGCACCCAUCCAGCGAAGACAUAGUAAUAGUACAAGAGAAUGAAUACUGCCAGUCCGAAAGAAUGUCUAUAUUCAUAGGCAUUAUAUACGCUUACAAGGGUCUACUAUUAGUAUUCGGAGCAUUUCUUGCUUGGGAAACGAGACACGUUUCCAUCCCGGCUUUGAACGAUUCAAAGCAUAUCGGCUUAUCAGUCUAUAAUGUGCUUAUCAUGUGUAUUAUGGGUGCCGCAAUUGCGCUGGUUUUGACGGACCACAAAGAUGCGUUAUUUGUGCUUAUUGCCAUCUUCAUAAUUUUCUGCACUACUGCUACUUUGUGUUUAGUGUUUGUACCAAAGCUUCUUGAGCUCCGACGAAACGGUCAACCAGGUGCAGCUCCAUCUCGCAUUAGGGCAACUCUUCGACCAGCUUCCACUCAUGAAUGCCGAUCGCCAGGACCUGAAUUAGAAAGACGGAUGAAAGAACUCAGGCAGUAUAAUAACCGAUAUAGAAGAACUUUACAGGCGAAGGAGAACGAACUUCAGAUGUUACUGAGCAAACUUGGUGAAGACGUUCGAUCUGACUCAUCCACUCGAGGCGACUCCCGCUCGCCAGCUACGCAACGAACAAGACUGCCUCUACCGAAAGACAACAUCAGCCAUCCAGAAACCAGUGAUAUAACUUCGGUGUGUAGCCUCAGUGCUUCAGCUGGCGCGGAGGCUGAAUACAUCAAUUUACAGAACCAGACUGAUAGACCAAAACCAUCUGCACCUCCAGAACCUAUAAAAGAAGCAAAAGAACCACCUAAAGAGCCCAAAAAAGAACAAACAAAGAAUGUAUCAUUCAAGAACCACUUAGAUUACACUAGCCCACCGUCAUCUAAACCUGUUUUAGAAAAAGAUCAACUCGCAAAGUUGCCGUAUGGUUGGACAGCGGAGGAACCCUCAGAGCCUCCUAAACCUGCAACCAAAACCCCAGAACCAGCGAAAGCGGAAGCAAAGACUAUUCCAGCACUGAAACAAAGCGUCACGCCCACUGCCAAGUCUGAACCUGCCAAGGUCCAGGAACCAAUGUAUACUAAAGCAGCCACACCUAAAGUUAAUAAGACUCCAGAACUGCAAAAGAAGACUGUAAAAACCCAGGAGUCAGCACCUCGGGACCCAAGAGACUUCAAGACAGGUCCUCGAAGUCACAGAAGAAUGUCCAGUGUCAGUCAAGCUGCUUUGCUAACUGACCUAAUGCAUGUAUCCGUGGACCAGGACGAUGUGGAGCCGCCCCCAGGGAUGGAGAGGAAGGUUAUAGGGCAAGAAAGGGACCCGACUCCGCCAGUGAAGCCUAAACAAGAACCCGAAGAUAUUUUGGAUUUAGACCGUGAUUACUCGACAGCUGAGAGAAAGAAAGCUUGUCAGAGAAGAGAUUCAGAGAAGAGAAAGAAGGAGAAUUACAUAGUGGUCCAGAGCGAUUUGUGGGACACUAAUACAUUCCAGUACACCUGCCAAAAGUCACCACCAGGGCAUCAUCAUUCACCAAUGCAAAGAAGUGUAUCAGAGAAAAGCCGCCAACAAUCAUCCCCACAUCAUCACAGCAGGGAAGUGGACAGCAGAAGCUUGGAGAGGAGAGCUUCGAACGCUUCUAUUAAUUAUGCGGGCACAACGAGAGGAGGCACUCCUGAAGGAUAUCGGGAAGCCGAAACCCUCAAGAUGACCGACAAAUUGUCAAAGAGGCGAGGGUCAGAGUUUCCGCAGCCAGUAAGCACUCCACCACAUCAAAUUCAAACUAAAAGAAGACAGUCUUCAGCACAAGUGCGAUCUUACCAAGAAGAAAGGGAAAAGACAGAUAAGUCAGACACUCGCCGUCACGAUGACAUCCCAAGAAAACCCCUCAUGGAAAUCAGACCGGAACCUAAAGAAGCUGACUCUUGGCGACCAGACCCUGACACUAUCAGGGUCGCAAAAAGUCAAGAUUCACCUGCAAAAAGGCUUAGGCAAGAGGCAGAACCUCUGAAAAGAGCAAAAGGCGUAGGAGAUUCACCUAGAUUGACGCAAGCACAAAGUCAAGUGAAGCAAGUUAGGCCAAAUCAUCAUAAAAGCAGCCCCAAUGUUGCCUCAAGAAAUAAAUCUGAUUCCCCAAACAAAAGGGAAGAACGUAAAUCUGCGAACUACAGUAGAAGCGAUUCUAAACGCCAAGACUCUACGGACCAAAGGAAGAUGUAUACAGCUAGCUCAGAGUCUGAACUUUUCGAAUGUGCAAUUUUGCCUAUCUUCCAUAAACUUCUCACUGAAAGACAUAAAAGUCAGCCACACAGCUUGAAUUUAAGCUACGGAGUCAGUUGUCCUAAUAUUUCUAUUAAAUGUGACAUUGUAGAGUAUUUGUAAUAAAAACUAACUAGAAAAUGUAAUUGGCCUACAUGGAUAAACAGGUAAAGAAAAAUUUUGAACGCUGAAUGAUUAUGUAACGCUGUAUGUAUGUGAAUAGUUAAUGUUACCAUUUAUGAACAUUUAAUGCAAUUAAUUUAAUAAUUAGGGAAAAAAUACAUUAGAGGAUUUAAUUCCUAGAAUAGUUUGUUAGUAGAAUGUUAAAAUUAAGUGUAAUUUGGAAUUAAAUCUAAUUCUCAACGACAAGUUCGCUCACGGGUCUCAUCUUAGUGUAAAAAUCUAAAAUAAAUUCUAAAAUAUUAAAUGUUUACUUCUUUUACAUCGAAUGUGUAAAACUUUUAUGAAAUGUAUUCAGCACAAUUUUUGUACCUCUAUUGCGCACAUUUUGUGUGGUAUACUUCAAUUAUUUACUUGGGAUUUAAACUCUAAUUCUCUGUUGUGAUACUCCUA